GCACUGCACUUUCUGGUAACUGGUAGCCGUACAAAUGGCCGCAACAUACCGGUAUUUGUACCAAUAUUUUACAUCACUUCCGAUAGACUGAAAUACACGACUCGCUCUCUUUUUUUAUAUUCCACAUUUUGUAUUCUAUUUUAUUUAUUCGCCUUAGGAACACUCUUGACCUCGCUUUAGGUAAUAUUUUUCGAGCAGGACGAAUCGAGGUUCACCCGCAAAACGCCAAUUUGCGGUAGCCCAAGGGUGAGGGAAGAGGAAAAAAGGGGAGGAGGAAGAAACCUGGCUUGAAUAGAUUUUCUGCUAGAAAUCCCAUAUUUCGCCGUCUACGGGAAAAGGAUACGACUGCGGAGUUGCUUAUUCUUAGCAACUGCCUGCGGCCCACACGCGGGCUCAAUUACUUCUCUUCCUUUCUCUUCUCCUCAUCAUUUCCCCGAGGACGCUGCUAUCCCCGGGUUAGCUUCUUCUCUAGAUCUCUGGCCUUACAAGUACCUCUUGCACUCCUCGCCGCCCUAUCCCUUCCCGCCCUUUUAGCCCCACCUGCGGCCAGCCUUUCUGCCUGCAACUUCCCGCCCGCGUAUUCAUUUCAAACGCAUCACUCUCCCAUAACCUAAUAAGGAGCGGUUCAUUCUUGACGAAAUCCCGAGCGAUAUUAUGAACAACGAUGGCACUUCCCUGUGGUCUCACCACCACCAGGCCUCACCGACCUCGGGCGGAUCAGGAGACAAUGCUACCGAGGACUUUUCAAGUCUAUUCGACUUCAACAACAUUCAGUUGAGCAUGUCUUCGCCAUUCGACACCACGGGUGCACAAGAUGAUCACCCGGCCAUGGAUACCGACUUUACGAAUGCCGAUGAGCUUCGGGCAAAUGGACAGUCAAGUGAUGUGGGUGGCCCACUAGACACGGCGGGUUUAUUGGGUUCGGAGGACAUGCUGGAUCUGCGGUUUCAUGAUUUGCAUUCGUUGCGGGCGUCGCAUCAACAUCAACACCAUCACCAUCACCACCAACAGCACCAACACCAGCAGGAACACCAUUCGCAAAUGCUAGCUCGCCAACACAUGAUACAGGGUGGGAUGAUCCCCCCUACCCCCUCGAGUAUCGACCUUCAGACCGGCCUUCCACAUGGCCCGUGCUCGCAUAUGGGUUCGCAAUCGGAUAUCAUGAUGGAAAGGUAUAAUAGUUUAAGAGAUGAGCAGGUGUGAUUCUUCACCCUUGCCUAUCCUGGCAAUCUUUAAUUGAAUCACUGACAUUGAUAGAUGAUAUUUACACCUCUGGUUUCACCUGCGGUCACUCCCCUGGACACCAACUUUGUACACCAGGUUCCUGAAUUCACAAUACCCGGCUACUUUAGCCCUUUGACCUCUCCUGCCCUCGAUGCUCACCCUCAUAGGACCCAUAUGCCCAAUCCACAUAUGAUGCACACCCACUCCCAAUCGGCAUCUCCGAUUGACCCAGUUGACUCCCCGAACAUCAAUAAACGGGGAAGCACAGGCCGACGAAAAUCGACCACGUCCCGUAAUCCUGCCCGGGUGGUCCGGGAGUCGCCAAGCAUGAAGGCGCAGAGGAAGAAGUUACCAGCAGCAUUGGCCGCAACCCCAGAGCUCGCGAAUGCACUUUCGAAACAGCCCCCAACCCCCACGGCGGUCCGGCAAAGUGCAUCACAAUGCCGGGGUCGGGAGCAGAUGGGGUUCCAAUCAAGUACAGAUGCCUCAUCGAACGAAUCGGUAUCUCCUGAGCCUCUACCGGAGGUCCUGAUGGCGCCCCCACCACCUCGAAAUGGCAAUUCCCAAUCCCCACAGAAUGGUCGAUCAGACGAUGGGUCGUCCACCUCAACAACACCUGGAGCACCAGCAACCCCCGCGUCAUUGAUGAAGUUGACGAAGACGAAUCUGCCGACAGAAGAUAUCCCGCCAAUAGCUAUGGAGACUUCCGAUUUCCUGAAUGGCGACGUCGAGAGGGUAAUGGCCGAUGCUCCCCUGGUUUCCCGGAAUGAUAAUGAAGCGGGAGGUGGAGGGGCAACUGCGAUUAUGGCGUCCCCGCAUCUUGAUGCAGACAAUCAAUCAACGCCCACUAUUGGAGCUAGCAAGACACCAUCACUGAAGCCGGUGCCUUCAUCAGGUAGUAGUGUCUCAUCGGGGUCAAGGCAUGAAAGUCCGAUAAACAUACAGACGCCGGGCAGUGUCCUUAACAAACAAAGGGUUAACAAAAGUGGGACUAGUGGACGCGGGGGGAAACGGGGGAGCGUUAGUUCGAGCCCUGGGCUACAGCCCAAGAUUUCGCCAAGUAUCAAGCCUCUAUUACCUUCAGGAAUGACCCCCGAAGCGUCCACCCUCCUCCUGAAAUCCAACUACCAAAACAUUGUUGAGGGCACGCAUAAGCAAUUAGGUCUCUCAUACCCAGCCGACCUCUCGACAAAUCUAACCUCGAAACGAACAUCACACAAGAUCGCUGAGCAGGGCCGUCGAAAUAGAAUCAAUAACGCACUCACUGAGAUCGCCUCCUUGUUGCCUCAAAAGGCCACUCCCUCUUCUUCCGGCGGGGGGAGUAAUUCCGAUGGAGGAGGUGGAGGAGAGGGUCGGAGUAGUAUUAAUGGUGGGGGUGGAGGAGGCGGCGGAGGAGGUAGUGCGGGCGCGGGACAGGCGAGCAAGGCCAGUACCGUCGAAAUGGCGAUCGAUUAUAUUAAGCAGUUGAAGAAGGAGCUGGAAGAUACGAAGGGUAGACUGGCCGAUGCGGAGAGGAAGUUGGGGGAGAAGGCUGGUGGGGAGAGCUGAUCCUUCCUUCCGCCGGGCGGGGGCUUUUUUACUUCUUUUUACCUUUUUAUAAUUAUACCUCUUCUUGUCCCUUCUUUCCCCUGUUCUCUUUUCCUUCUUUAUGGGGGGGUUCUUUUUUUUUCUUCGCUGGCCUAGGGAUCCGCGGUAUGGUGGAACAGUCAAUGGAGGGGGGAGGGUUUGGCUGGUGUGGCCAUGCUCGGUUCGUAUGCUGCGCUACGAUUGGAACAAAGAAAAAAAGGCCUCGGAAUAGCUUUGCUUCGGAGCGGGUACGGUGUUUUUCCUUUUUUUAUCCAUUUUACCCC
Messenger RNA from Tuber melanosporum (Perigord truffle), 3074 nucleotides. RefSeq lists its product as uncharacterized. Bases 1258 to 2772 code for a protein of 504 amino acids. Gene Ontology annotation, biological process: regulation of transcription by RNA polymerase II. Gene Ontology annotation, cellular component: RNA polymerase II transcription regulator complex. Gene Ontology annotation, molecular function: RNA polymerase II transcription regulatory region sequence-specific DNA binding; DNA-binding transcription factor activity, RNA polymerase II-specific; protein dimerization activity. The record is from RefSeq and is a predicted model, not a curated record. Lineage: Eukaryota; Fungi; Ascomycota; Pezizomycetes; Pezizales; Tuberaceae. The transcript is spliced from 2 exons.